AUGUUUUUGACAAGUAUAAGGGGGAUUGUUGAGUUUAUACAACGCAGCUCAUCUUCUUAUAAAUGGAGAGCCGACACUCGAAGAAGCAAUACGUUUUUCAAGGCGCAGCAUCUUGAAUCAAUUAGUGGGAGUCUAAAAUCGCCCCUAGCUAAUCAAGUCAAGCGUGCCCUUCACAGACCACUGCCAAGGUCCUGCAAGAGGGUAGAAACAUUGAAAUAUAUCCCCGAGUACGAGGAAGAAGAAGGCCAUAGUCCAACUUUACUGGAACUAGCAAAGUUGGAUUUUAACCUCCUACAACAUGUAUACUUGAAGGAGCUUAAAUCUGCUACCGAGUGGUGGAAUCAUUUUUCGGGAUACAUCAAGCUGGACUUCAUUCGAGAUCGUUUAGUAGAGAGCUACACUUGGGCCUAUGUGUUGUACUAUGAGAAAGACUCAGCACUUCCCCGAAGUAUCCUCACGAAGAUAAUUGUAUUAAUCACAACGUUAGAUGACAUAUAUGAUAUUCGUGCCUCAACUGAGGAAUGUCGGAAGCUACAUGAAGCAAUACAAAGUUGGGAUGAGAGUGCCAUUUCUCUUCUGCCAGAAUACUUACGGAAUUUGUACAAGGAGCUGCUGAGGACAUUCAAAAAUAUUGAGGAUCAAAUUCCAGUCAACAUGAACUAUGAUAUCACCCACCUCAAGAAAUCGAUCCAAAAACAUGUGACUGGCUACCUGCAAGAAGCUGAAUGGUCUCACAAAAGUUACAAGCCAAGCUUCAAAGAUCAGGUGAAUUUGACAUGUUUGACCAUAGGUGCACCAAGUGUGUGCACGAGUAUGAUGGUUGGCAUGGGUGACCCAAUAAUGAAACAAGCCCUCGAGUGGACAGCCAGUGUCCCCGAUGUUGUCGUAGCAGCUGGGAAGGUUGUUCGUUUAAUGAAUGAUAUUGCAGCAUUUGAGGUAUACAUCGUCCUUCAAGAGUAA
Molecule: messenger RNA, 960 nt
Organism: Lolium rigidum
Lineage: Eukaryota; Viridiplantae; Streptophyta; Magnoliopsida; Poales; Poaceae
Product: tau-cadinol synthase-like
Exons: 5
Coding region: 1-960 (319 amino acids)
Molecular function (GO): magnesium ion binding; terpene synthase activity
Source: RefSeq, a predicted model, not a curated record